Molecule: messenger RNA, 585 nt
Organism: Mucor velutinosus
Lineage: Eukaryota; Fungi; Mucoromycota; Mucoromycetes; Mucorales; Mucoraceae
Exons: 4
Coding region: 1-585 (194 amino acids)
Biological process (GO): cilium assembly
Molecular function (GO): protein binding
Source: RefSeq, a predicted model, not a curated record
AUGUCUAUCUCUGAUGAUGCUAUCUUGGAAUUCAUGUUCAACCCUGAAAGUCAAGGACAACCACUGGAUGCCAUCUCCAGCACUGUAGACUCAAAGCCAAAAUAUACCAUUUCUCCCGAAUUACAGAGCAAACUGGAGGCCAUGGAGAAGGAGGCUGUUAUGUUGGUUGAAGAAAAGCAAGACACAGCAAAGGCAUUAGAAAUUCUUGGUCAAUGUAUACAAUUAGAAGACAAAUAUGCAUCAGCAUACAAUAACAGAGCUCAAGUGUAUCGCAUGAACAACGAGCUGGACAAGGCAUUGCAAGAUUUAGAUUGCGUUAUUUCUGAUAUUGGAGAGGGUCAGCCCAAGAUCUUAAGACAGGCCUACACACAAAGAGCCAUUAUCAAACGGCAACAAGGUGAUUUAAUAGGCUCAAGAAAGGACUUUGAAGUGGGAGCCAAGCUUGGAAACCCCAUUGCACGCAAUGUUGCAGUGGCAGAGAACCCCUAUGCUAAGAUGUGCAAUCAAGUCAUGAUGGAAGUGAUGAACAGGGAAAGAACGAGAGGAUUUGAUAUAGUAGAUGCCUCCCAACAAGAUAAGAAAUAA